This is a messenger RNA of Leucoraja erinaceus (little skate), 5467 nucleotides long. RefSeq names its product transcription intermediary factor 1-beta-like. NCBI's taxonomy places the organism in Eukaryota, Metazoa, Chordata, Chondrichthyes, Rajiformes, Rajidae. Gene Ontology annotation, molecular function: protein binding; zinc ion binding. The coding region runs from base 120 to 4010 and encodes 1296 amino acids. The transcript is spliced from 20 exons. The record is from RefSeq and is a predicted model, not a curated record.
CAGGGGCCGCGCGCGCAGUCUCGCGAGAGCGGUGCCGCGGCCGCGGUAAUGGCGGCCGUGCACAAUGGAGCGGGGCGUUGACGACGACGGCGACAACGAGCGGAAACAGAGGCGGCAACAUGGAGGCCGCCGUGGUGCUGGAGUGCGGGGACGAUCCGGGCCCUGAGCGGGGAGUGGACGGGCCUGUUGUAGGCCCUGAGGCCGAUGCUGACGCAUUGAGGCUAGUGGAGCCGGGCCCGGGCCUUCUGGAGCGCUGCGGCGUGUGUCGAGGCCGUCUACGGGAGCGCCAGCCCCGCCUGCUGCCCUGCCUGCACUCGGUGUGCAAGGGCUGCCUUCACGGCGGGCUCGACGCCAGCGGGAGCCCGCAGGCAGACGGGCUUAUUUGCUGCCCUGUUUGCAGACAACAAUGUUACAUAAGGGAUAUCAUAGAAAACUACUUCCUAAGGGAUACUGGUGAAUUGGACCCUGGCUCGAACAAGAAGGUUAGCCAGGUAUGUACCAGUUGUGAAGACAAUGCUGUGUCCUCCAGUUUUUGUGUCGAGUGUGCUGAGUGGUUGUGUGAUGCCUGUGUAGAGGCUCACCAGAGAGUGAAAUUCACAAAGGACCACACUCUGAGUAAGAAGAAUCCAGGGUUCACAGUAGAUGGAAGGACAAACUGCGAGCGACCGAUCUUCUGCUCCAUUCACAGGCAGGAGACCCUGAAACUGUUCUGUGAGACGUGCGACACAUUAACCUGCCGGGACUGCCAGCUGCUCACCCACAAAGAUCAUCGAUAUCAAUUUCUCGAGGAAGCUAUUAAGAACCAGAAGAUGACGCUGGAAAACCUGGUGAAGAAGCUGACGGAGAAAAAAACUCAGCUGCAAGUGACCACCAAGCAAGUUCGUACUAGGUUAAGAGAUGUUCAGGAUAUGCAGAAGAAGGUCCAGGUGGAGAUCAAGAUGGCAAUCCUGCAGAUCAUGAGAGAGCUAAAUAAACGGGGCAAGACACUCAUCCAGAGAGUGGAGAGGUUGGCGGAGGAGCAACAGCUAAAACUGGAGCAACAACAUCUUUCCAUGUCCAAACUGUACCGGCAGAUGGACCAUGUCUUAAAGUUUGCUUCGUGGGCCGUCAGUACGGAUAACAGCACAGCACUGCUGCUUUGCAAAAAACUGAUCUUCUACCAGUUACAAAGAGGAUUGCAAUCAAAGGUUAACACAGAGGAGUUGAAGAAUGACAUUAUUACAUUUCUCUGGGACUCUGCCUUUUGGACUAAGAAUGCAGCUAAUUUUGGCAAUGUUAUGAUUGAAGUUCCCUCAGCGUUGUCAGCACAUAUUUCAGUACAACAUCCGUCGAUGUCUGUCCAUUGCCCCCUGCCCAUUGCACAGCAUCAACCUGCCCCCCAACAUCAGUCCAGUCACUGCCCCCAGCCUGUGGCCCAGCACCAAUCAGCUCCCCACCACCAAUCUGCCCCCCAUCACCAAUCUGCUCCCCAGCACCAACCUGCCCCCCACCACCAACCUGCCCCCCACCACCAACCUGCCCCCCACCACCAACCUGCCCCCCACCACCAACCUGCCCCCCAGCAUCAACCUGCUCCCCACCACCAACCUGCCCCCCACCACCAACCUGCCCCCCAGCACCAAUCUGCUCCCCAACACCAAUCUGCUCCCCAACACCAAUCUGCACCCCAGUAUCAGUCAAGCCACUGCCCCCAGCCUGUGGCCCAACACCAAUCUGCCCCCCAACACCAAUCAUCCCCCCACCACCAAUCUGCCCCCCAACACCAAUCAUCCCCCCACCACCAAUCUGCUCCCCAGUAUCAGUCAAGCCACUGCCCCCAGCCUGUGGCCCAGCACCAAUCUGCUCCCCAGUAUCAGUCGAGCCACUGCUCCCAGACCCUGGCCCAACACCAGUCCAACAAUCGAAUGAUUGCACAGCAAGGAAACUCCUGGCAAAAUCACGUACCUAUGCAGCCCCCCCAUCGCCUUCCACCACCCAAUUACCAGCAGACAGCUCUCCCACCUCCACGCCAGCCACCUCCACCGCAGAGCACGCAGCAGGCCAUCAUCCGUCAGCCUCACACGGCUGCAUCUUGGCCACCUGUGAACAGCCUCUCGCGGAUGCAGCAAGCAGUGCAGCUCGUGAAGCCAACAAGCACAAUGACCAGUGCUAAUGGGAGGUACCUUCAGCAGAUGCAGGUGCAGGUGGUUCAACAAGGGAGCAUCUUGUCAAUGCAGCAGCAGCAGCAGCAGCAGCUCAUGGGUCAGGUGCUCUUACUGCCACAAAUGAAUGGAAUGCAAGUGCGCCAGCCUCAGGGGCAUACUCAGGGAGCUGCCAAGCAAUCGAUCAGUGGGGGUCAGACAGCGACACUGUACCAGCAAAUGUCCAUGUAUCAGCCUACUGUCGUUAGUAAAUUACCUUCCCCGACACCCCGGCAGCAACUGUCCUUUGGGCCUAGCACAGCUGGUGGUGUUCAGUCUCCACCAGUGCAGCAAAUAUCAACAUCCACUGGGCUAUCAAACACUCCCGGCAGUCGACCAUCUCCUCCUGUGCAACAAGCACUGAGAUCGAAUACUGCUACCAGUCGGCAGUUGCUAACAACUGCUGCCCCCCAGCACGCAUACUCCAACAUCCCUGCUGCUGGGCAUAGUACUCCGGUUGGUGCACAUUGCCAUCGGUCUCCACCGUCAAGCCAUCGCCUUGGCAACAGCCCGGUUGACCAACUCAAGAUGUUGGUGCAGCAGGCAACCUCGUACCCCCGUGUCAUACUGCCCCACAGAGAUGGCCCGGCCACUGCCCACCAUUUUGCGCAAGAACAGUAUUUCUGUGCGGGGCCCCCUCUAGUGCCACAGCAGGUUGGUAGAGAUGAUAGCUUACUGUACUCUCUGAUCCUGACCUCCAAUGGAACCUCGCCCUGGUCUGAGGCGGGAGCGGAAGGAUGUGUGAAAGGGCAGCCUACAUGUCACGUUCCUCGUGCAUUCACUGAACCGAGGAGGGGUGUGCCCUUCAAGCUGUCAAAUGCCUGCAGCACCACUGAGCAAGAGGGGCAGGGAAACCCCAUUAAACAGUUGCAGGAAGCUUCAGAGUCCGGAUGUAAUCCUUUGCAGUGUACUCUAGAGCAUGCUGGUGGCAGCUCGGACUUGAACGUUAAACCCAAAUUGAACAUGAAAGUCCCAUAUGUGCGGUUAGAGCGACUGCAGAUCGAUUUAUCUACUGACACAGAGCUGCCGACCUUCAAGCUGUUACCAGGCAGUGGGCAGGAUGAGUUUAGCCUGAUCAUCAUCGAAGGCGAAGGCUUGCCUCUCAAUCCACCCUUCACGGCACAAACUCUGGAGAGCACCUUGACGCCACCGAACUCCGUCUCUCCCGCAUCGGUGACUGAAAUUGAAUUUGUCUUUAAUGAGAGAACCGAGGUAACAAGCAAGCGCUCCCAUCACGCCCUGAGCCCCACGCCCUCCCCCAGCGAAAAGUCACCUGGAAGUAUUCCAGAUCUCAAGGCGUCCCCGCUGUGCAGCGUGAGUGAGAAGGGCGAGGAGCAGGAUGAGGUGCUGUGUGUCGUCUGUGGCAAGGGAGGCGAGCUGCCCUGCUGCAGCCACUGUUUGAAGGUGUUCCAUGUGGGCUGCCACGUCCCAGCCUUGCUCAGCAUGCCCAGUGUUGAAUGGACCUGUUCCUUAUGUGUGGAUUUGGCGACAUCUGAAGUUCAGAGUGAAAGCUCGUCAACAUUAGCAAACAUUGGAAAUGCCACAAAGGAUGGCCUUGGUGCUGUCGAUCAGCAGAAAUGUGAACGUUUGCUGUUGUUGCUUCUGUCUCAUAAGAUGUGCCAGGCCUUUCACAACCCGAGUGGGGCCUCCCAGUUGAAAAGACAGCCGUUAGAUUUGUCUUCUCUGAGAGCAAAACUUGAGAAGACAAGCACUCCCCAUUAUUCAUCCCCUGAUGAGUUUGUGCUUGAGGCUCGGCUGUUGUUUAAGACAUUUGAACUGAGUCAGAAACCUUGUUGUGGUGGAGAAGCUUGUGUGGUCCUGAGAUCCUGAGAGCGAAGCCGUCUGGAGCUAUGCUCCAGGUAGGGCCACCCAUGACGAUAAGGUCGAGGGGGAGGUCCCUGACAAGAGCAAUCCAGCCAAGACCUCAACGGUGCAUCACAAUGGCUGGGAAGGUGGAGGAAAGCUACAGCAGAAAAGAGUCCCCGGUCGUCUUAGACUCCAUGCCACUGGAUCCUGACCCAGAUCUGUCAAGGACAGUGUGGUGGCUGUCUGUGCGCCAGUCUCCCCACGUUAAACAAAGUCACGCACAAAUGUCCUCCAUAUAGGGAAUGCGCCCUAUAGAGACGAGAGGACAGUUAUACUCGUUUCGAGUGACUGCCGAUGAUAGAAAUACGUUUGUUUUGAACUCCCUACAAUAGCACAAUUUCUCAAAGCUUUUUUAACUUCUGGUCUCCAGUACAGAACAGAGAGGUACUCGAGUAGAAUGGGAUCUCAUUCCAAAUCCUCCUCCAGUGCAGAGGACUGAGGCCAAUUGUAGCCAAAGACACCCUGAAUAAUUCAGUGACACCCAUGAACAUUCCCUGAUUCCUCAGCUCUUCCAUAAAUCGUCCAACAACAUCUUCAAUUUCAAAACAGUCAUGCUCAUUUUCGAAUACUGCACAUUUGUGUUCCCCUCGAUCUCUGCCAUGUCCUCCAGCUUGUUUACCCACCCAGGACACUGCACUGCUCCUUUGCACGUCUUCACGUUAAUCAUUCUGCCGGUGGCACUACAAUCUUUUACCAUCUGUAUAUAAAUACAAACCGAAAUACAUUUAUUUCAAUCAAUCUUACGCUUGCAAAAAUGUUUUGUACAUAAUCAGAAGCAUGAACACAUUCUCCUCCCAGCCCAGAGCCAGUUGAAUAAGCUGUAGUUGGUGAUUAUGGACAUUAUGGGCCCUGCUGACUGAAGGCUCCACCCCAUGAGGACCUUAGAAACGUAGAAUGUAGAUACAGGAGUAGUCCAUUCGGCCCUUUGAGACAGCAUCGCCAUUCAAUAUGAUCCUGGCUAAUCAUCCAGAAUCAGUACCCCGUUCCUGCUCUUUCCUCAUAUCCCUUGAUUCCGUUCUAGGGCUAAGAGCUAUAUCUAAUUCUCUCUUAAAUGCAUGUGAGGAAGGAAGGAGUUGUGCUGUUGAACUGAGGGCUACAUAAGGACAAGCUAACCAUCUCCACUUCUGCAUUCUUACAAAGGAACCUCCAUGAAUGCAGUCUGUAGUGCCUGUUGGAUUACCUUGGAAAUUGUUUAUUGUAGUUUACACCUAACUGUCAUUUUUAAUUCAAUUGAUCUUCUAACAAAGAAAAAUUCAUGUCCCUUGAAUUCCUUUGAAGGAGAAAAAGGAGGUUGCCGAGUCUGUACUGAUGCUCGAGUCAUUCUUUGAGGAAAAGUUGGCGGAUGUCUUCAAUGGCAAAACCUUUGGCAGCAGAGCAGCCAAGCAGGGGCUGGAGUCGGGCAGCAUGCACUGUGACCAAAC